AUGACUACUAGUACGCUCGAGGCAUGCCCAGCCACAACUCCCAACCGUCGAACACCACUGGUACCGCCCCUCCUGGCGCUCCUGCUGGCCCUGCUGCUGCUCCCCGGCCCCCCCGGCGCCGCGGCCUCGGCCAAGCACACGCGCCGCAAGCUCGCACUCCGCGAGGGUCCGACAUCCCGCACCAUUGAGGAGCGCGGGCUGCUGGACCCGGGCGUGAGCGCAGCUGACCUGGCAGAGGGAGCGCGCGAGUACUCGGCAGCUGCCGCCCGCCGGCGGUUCGGCGGCCAUGUGCUCGGAUACGUGACCCCCUGGAAUCGUGGCGGUUACGAGGCCGCGGUGCGUUUCAGGGGGAAGCUGACUCACGUCAGCCCGGUGUGGUACCAGCUGGCGACUAAUUCUGACGGCCAGCUGGCGCUGGUGGGGGGCCACGAGUUCAACGCCACCUGGAUCCAGGAGCUGAGGCGGCCGCAGCAGCAAGGCCCGAGCGGCGGCGCCAGCAGCGGCGAGGGCGAGGGCGCUGCUCUUUCGGGGGCGGCGGAGGGCGCGUGUGGCGAGGGCGGCGGCGAGGGCGCGGUGUGCGGCGCGCCGCCGGGGGACGGAGUGUCGCAUCUCCCGCCCCUCAUUGUGCCGCGAGUCAUCGUGGAGCUGGCGGGGCGGGACGUGGGGCUCCUGCUGGGGCGCCCCGGCCCCGCGAUCGAGCGGCUGGUGGAGGUGGGGGCGGCGGCGCAGCUGAAAUGCAGGCGGCGCGCGCUUCAGGCGGGGCCGGCGGCCCGCGCCGCGCGCCGAUGCGGAGUCGUCAAGCUGCUUGCAAAAAUGAUGUUCUGA
Molecule: messenger RNA, 825 nt
Organism: Monoraphidium neglectum
Lineage: Eukaryota; Viridiplantae; Chlorophyta; Chlorophyceae; Sphaeropleales; Selenastraceae
Product: Chitinase domain-containing protein 1 Flags:Precursor
Exons: 4
Coding region: 1-825 (274 amino acids)
Cellular component (GO): extracellular region
Molecular function (GO): oligosaccharide binding
Source: RefSeq, a predicted model, not a curated record